AUGGCUGCCACACUUAAUAUCGCGAGCCUCAAGCAAAAAAGUCUUGACUUUGUGAAUCUGAUCGGCAACGAACAUGAUACGACCUCGGCAAAAAUUGUCAGUCUUCUCGCUAGGGAGUUCGCAGUACAGCAUGCCGAGUUCCCUCCCUCAGAGGGAGGUCGCGAUGCCUUUUUGGCCAAGCUAGGAGGCAGACUGAAGCUUGCCAAAGGGCAUGCAAGCAUUGAGGUGAAGCGCGUGGUUGCAGAGUUGUUCGACGACGGGUCGAAGGGCGGGCAGUCCUGGGUCUAUAGCAGGAAAAACACCCCAUUUGGAUCGGCUGACAGCGUAGGUGGCUACUGA
Messenger RNA from Penicillium lagena, 339 nucleotides. RefSeq lists its product as uncharacterized. NCBI's taxonomy places the organism in Eukaryota, Fungi, Ascomycota, Eurotiomycetes, Eurotiales, Aspergillaceae. Bases 1 to 339 code for a protein of 112 amino acids. The transcript has a single exon. The record is from RefSeq and is a predicted model, not a curated record.